Messenger RNA from Tupaia belangeri chinensis (Chinese tree shrew), 948 nucleotides. Its product is annotated as olfactory receptor 2T27-like. Gene Ontology annotation, biological process: G protein-coupled receptor signaling pathway. NCBI's taxonomy places the organism in Eukaryota, Metazoa, Chordata, Mammalia, Scandentia, Tupaiidae. The transcript has a single exon. The record is from RefSeq and is a predicted model, not a curated record. Gene Ontology annotation, molecular function: olfactory receptor activity; G protein-coupled receptor activity. Bases 1 to 948 code for a protein of 315 amino acids. Gene Ontology annotation, cellular component: membrane.
AUGGAAGGAGGAAAUGAGACAAUAACAACAGAUUUUCUCCUUCUGGGACUCUUCCCCAAUGUGAAGUAUAUCAGCAUCAUUAUCUACACCAUCAUCCUGAUCUACCUUGUUGCAGUUGCUGGAAACUUUAUCCUGCUUCUUCUGAUAUGGAUGGACUUGAGACUUCAUACCCCAAUGUACUUUCUGCUCAGUCAGCUUUCUUUAGUGGACCUAGCCCUCAUCAGCAGCACUGUUCCAAAGAUGGCCAUCAACUUUUUUUCUGGAAGGAAAAGUAUCACACGUCUUGCCUGUGGAACCCAGAUAUUUUUUUUCUUUACUCUUGGGGGUGCUGAAUGCAUCCUCCUGACCCUCAUGGCAUAUGACCGUUAUGUAGCUGUCUGUAACCCCCUAAGAUAUGCAGUCAUCAUGAACCAGAAAGUCUGUCUGCAAAUGGCCAUAGCAUCCUGGAUUGGGGGCAUGUUAGCUUCAACAGCCCAUACAUUCUAUACCAUGAAUCUGCCUAUCUGUGGCUCUAGGGAAAUACACCAUUUCUUUUGUGAGAUGCCAGCAAUCAUGAAGAUCUCAUGCAAAGACACUUCUACCUAUGAGCUGGUGAUCUUUGUCAUGGGCAUUGCAUUUAUCAUUAUUCCUUUUGUUCUUAUCAUGACUUCCUACACCCUCAUUUUCCUCACUGUCCUUGCUAUGAAAUCACCCCAAGCAAGGAACAAAGCCUUUGCCACCUGUUCCUCACAUAUUACAGUGGUAAGUUUUUAUCUAGGACCAUGUGUUUAUAUGUACAUGACACCUGGGUCCUCCCACACUCCUGAGCAGGAGCAGGCUGUGUCUGUAUUUUGCACCAUUCUCACGCCCAUGCUAAAUCCCCUCAUCUACAGCCUGAGAAAUAAGGAUGUGGUGGGGGCUCUUCAGAAAGUCCUGGGAAAAUAUCCAGUCUCUAAGCAGAACACAUAA